AUGGAACCCAACACCCGAUACAGAUACCGCGGCCCUGAGUGGAACGCGACUCGCUUCAUCAGCGUUGACGUCCCACCCGAACCCAACCGCGAGCUGGAGUACUGGAUCGCCGCUGUCAUCUUUUGGAGCAUCAUGAGCAUUCUCGUUGUGUGCUUCAACUUUAAUGGCUCUUGGAUUCCGGUCGUGGCUCUUUUUGUCGUACUCUUCCUGGCCUUCCAGUUUAUUCGCUUCAACUUCUGGGAGCUCUGA
Messenger RNA from Trichoderma citrinoviride, 249 nucleotides. RefSeq lists its product as hypothetical. The record is from RefSeq and is a predicted model, not a curated record. The transcript has 2 exons. Lineage: Eukaryota; Fungi; Ascomycota; Sordariomycetes; Hypocreales; Hypocreaceae. Bases 1 to 249 code for a protein of 82 amino acids.